CACGUUGCUCACAUCUGCCCUGUGUCUUUUACGAGGAGUUUCCGUGGUCAUAGCUGAGCUAUGAACUUUAGUAUUACCAGUUGUAGUGAACAAGCACGUCGACUCGACGAAGCCACAAGACCUUCCCCAUCAUCGACCUGCUCGGAUCGGGCGUUUGCUGCUGCUCCUCUCUGUUUACGAUGUGGGAUGCGAGAGGUGCACGUCGUCGAAUCUGACGUGAAGGAACUCAAGAAGGGCAACAAGAACACCCAGACGGCCGUGGACAGUUUCGUCAAGUUCUCCCAGAUAAGUAGUUGCAAGGGCGUUGAGAGGAACGCCAAGAAAGACCUCAAGUAUGUCGAGAGAAACUUGAAGAACGACAUCAAGCGUUUCGACAGGGAUAUCAAGAAGAACAUCAACCGUGUCGAGACCAAUUGCAACGAUGACGUCACUCACGACAACCUCAAGGUCACUGUUGGAAGCGGGUCUGGGAUCAGACACCUGGGAGUUGGCGGUCAGGUUGGGGGCGGAUUUGGGAUCGGUCAAGUUGGAAGUGGUGGUCAGGUAGCGAGCGGAUCCGGGAUCAGUCAGGAUGAGAGCCGAACUGGAACCGGACAGCUCGGGGUCGGCGUUCGAGUUGGAAACGGAUCUAGGGUCAAUCUGGUCAGGGUCGACAGUGAAGUUGGAAGACGCGUCGACAAGGACAGGUGGGAGACCGUUAUCGAUAUCGACAAGAUUAGAAGGGACACCCAAGGCAAAAUCGGAGGCCAAGAGAAGAAGGUUCAAGCGGUGGCGAAGGAGGCCAAAGCCAGCAAGGUUACGGCAGGCCAGGCGAAGAAGGAGGCCAAGGAGGCUUUGAAGCAAGCCGGCGAGGCGAAGAAGGAGUCCAAGAAAGCCUUGAAGCAAGCUGGCGAGGCGAAGAAGGAGUCCAAGGUAGCCUUGGACAAUGCGAAGAAGGAGUCCAAGGAAGCCUUGAAGCAAGCUGGCGAGGCGAAGAAGGAGUCCAAGGUAGCCUUGAACGAUACCAGAUGGAUGGCCCAGUUUCUCAAGGGUGCUGCUUCCACCAUCGUUGAGAGUUGUGGGGGUAGCAUCGACUGGGACCGUGCUGGACACCUGGGAGUCGGCGGUCAGGUAGCGAGCGGAUCCGGGAUUGGUCAGGUUGGGAGCCGAAUUGGAACCGGACAGCUCGGGGUCGGCGGUCGAGCCGGAAGCGGAUCUAGGGUCAAUCUGGUCAGGGUCGACGGUGAAGUCGGAACCCGAUCUGGGAUCGCUGGGAUCGAUCUGUUCAGGGUCAACGGCGAGGUCGAGGCCGCCGCCGGAAGGCCUGAGACGGUCCAAUCAAUCGGGACCGACGCUGGAAAGAGCAAGGCCAAUCACGACGGCGAAGGGCGAAGGACAUCAAGAAGACCAUAG
Molecule: messenger RNA, 1392 nt
Organism: Filobasidium floriforme
Lineage: Eukaryota; Fungi; Basidiomycota; Tremellomycetes; Filobasidiales; Filobasidiaceae
Exons: 3
Coding region: 61-1392 (443 amino acids)
Source: RefSeq, a predicted model, not a curated record